Messenger RNA from Paralichthys olivaceus (Japanese flounder), 10772 nucleotides. The record is from RefSeq and is a predicted model, not a curated record. NCBI's taxonomy places the organism in Eukaryota, Metazoa, Chordata, Actinopteri, Pleuronectiformes, Paralichthyidae.
CUGGCAGGUAACCCGCUCGUCUCCUGUCUGAUCCCUGUUUUGAGUAAAAUGUCUGAAGCUUCUGGAUUCUGUCAAAUACUUCAGGGUCAUCCUCAGAUGUUUCACCAGGUCACCAUGUGUAUCCAGCUCAGUAUGGCGGACAGUAGAAGUUGCACUGUUCCCAAAUCUCUUUAAGUUCAUCAAAGCAGUGGGUGAAUUCUUCCCAAAGAGCAAAUGAUGCACGCUGCAAGCUGAGUGUGCGUGUAGUGUGAGCGAGAGUCAUUGGUGUGUGUGUGUGUGUGUGAAGAGAGAGAGAGAGAGACAUAGACUGAGCCCCUAACACGGAGCAUGCCUCUGCGUCCGGCAGCCGGCAAACAUGAGCCACCCAGCCCUCCACGGCAGGACCAGCAGCACCAGCACACACACACACACUCACACACACUCACACACCCUUACACACACACAGCAAACGGCAGCCAGGGGGCCAGCACUGACAGCAGCAGCUCCCGGGAAGAGGACAGCGGCGUUCCUGUUCCUGUCGGUGUUCCGGCUUUCUGUCCCAGUGCACAGCGGAGCCACAGUGCAAGAGCACCCAUGGAGGAACCCACAGGCAAUACUGUGGUCAUCCGCAUUGGUAUCCCAGACCUACAACAGACGAAAUGUAUGAAAUUCAAUGUGGAUGCUCCUAUCUGGCUGUCCAAGCAACGAAUCCUGUGCACUCUUAACCACAGCUUGAAGGAUGUCCUUAACUAUGGCCUAUUCCAGCCGGCUUAUAAUGGCAAGGCUGGCAAAUUUCUGGACGAGGAGAGACAGCUAAGGGAAUACCCCUUCCCAUCCAUCGCUCCUGUACCUUACCUGGAGUUCCGCUAUAAAAGACGUGUCUACACUCAGACUCACCUGGAUGAAAAGCAGCUCUCAAAGCUCCACACCAAGGCAAACUUGAAGAAGUUUAUGGAGUAUGUGCAGCAGAGAAACAUUGAAAAGGUUUCAAGGUUCCUGGAGAAAGGCCUGGACCCAAACUUCCAUGAUCCAGACACAGGAGAAUGUCCUUUAACACUGGCGGCACAGCUGGAUGGAUGUGCAGAGCUCAUCAAGGUGCUCAAGAGUGGAGGGGCACAUGUGGACUUCAGAACAAAAGAUGGCAUUACUGCUUUACACAAGGCUGUGCGCAGCAAAAACCAUACAGCGCUUAUAACGCUGUUGGACUUGGGCGCAUCACCUGACUAUAAAGACAGCAGGGGGUUGACUCCUCUCUACCACAGCUCGAUGGUUGGAGGAGACCCCUACUGCUGUGAGCUGCUGCUGCACGAUCACGCCCAGGUCGGCUGUGUGGAUGAGAAUGGCUGGCAGGAGAUACACCAGGCAUGCCGCUAUGGCCAUGUACAACACCUGGAACAUCUGCUGUUCUACGGAGCUGACAUGAGUGCUCAGAAUGCAUCUGGAAACACUGCGCUGCACGUGUGUGCUCUCUACAACCAGGAUAGCUGUGCACGAGUUCUCCUGUUCCGAGGGGCAAAUAAAGAGAUGAAGAACUACAACAGCCAGACUGCCUUUCAGGUGGCUAUCAUCGCAGGAAACUUUGAUCUGGCUGAAAUCAUAAAAGUCCACAAAGUAUCAGACGUUGUACCUUUCAGGGAGACCCCCUCCUACACCAACCGUCGACGUAUGAUUGCUGGCCCCCUGCCCUCACCACGCUCUUUACUCCGCUCUGCGAGUGACAACAAUCUGAAUGGGGACCACGAUCACAUCCACAGUCAGGCCCCCCGAGAAAUUCGCGGUCGUCCAGGUCACUCCCCGGUCCCCUCACUGCGCAGUCUGCCAGCUUUUGGGCAGCAACACAGCAGCUUCGGAGAGAGCCGUCAUGGCGAGAUGCCUGACACCAGUCUCCAGAGUACCGGCAGCUCUAGAUCCUCCCAUUCACGUUCGCCUUCACUACAUCACAUGCAUGAAGAGGACAAGCCGAUUCCCAGAAGGUCCCACAGCCAUGGCUACCCUCACGGAUACGGCCCUCGUGGUAGACUCAGCCCCGGCUCAGUGCAGCGAGAUCCGAGCCCCCCUCAUCACACACCUCCAGCACUGACAGGCCCCCGCGGGCCCAAACGGAAACUCUACAGUGCUGUCCCAGGACGUACCUUCAUCGUGGUCAAGCCUUACACGCCACAGGGGGAGGGAGAAAUCCAACUCAACCGUGGAGAGAGGGUCAAAGACUAUGACUGUAAUGACGUAGAAGGUAAACUCCAUAAUAUUCUUCUCACCCUGUAUCUCUCCUAUAAAUCUCAGUCCAUACCAGAGGAGCAUCUGUAUGAUGAGAUCAGACUGGCUGACAUCCUGUGCAAUGAGGACGAUGAGGAUUGCACGAAUGACGUUAAUGGUGAUGAUGAUGAUGAUGAUGAUGAUGAACAUGAAGAGACUCGGGAGGACCGCACUAAGAGACUGUUCAGACACUACACUGUGGGAUCCUACGACAACUUCACCUCAUACAGUGACUAUAUCAUAGAGGAGAAGAAUGCUGUUUUGCAGAAAAAAGAAAAUGAAGGAUUUGGCUUUGUCUUGCGAGGAGCCAAAGCUGAGACGCCCAUUGAAGAAUUCACGCCAACCCCAGCAUUCCCUGCCCUGCAGUACCUGGAGUCUGUGGAUGUGGAGGGAGUGGCCUGGAGGGCUGGUCUGAGGACAGGAGACUUCCUCAUUGAGGUAAAUGGGGUAAAUGUAGUGAAGGUGGGCCACAAGCAGGUGGUGUCCUUGAUCCGGCAAGGGGGCAACAGGCUGCUGAUGAAGGUGGUGUCUGUCACACGCAAACCCGAGUCUGAGGAAGUCAUUCGUAAGAAAGCUCCCCCACCACCCAAGAGAGCUCCUAGCACCACCCUGACACUGCGCUCCAAGUCCAUGACCGCUGAGCUCGAGGAACUGGCUUCUGCUCGGAGGAGAAGAGGAGAGAGACUAGACGAGAUGUUGGCAUCCCAGGAGUCCAUGUUACGUUCUCAGCCCUCGGAGGCAGAUUACAGAGCAGCCACUGUCAAACAGCGGCCUACCAGCAGGAGAAUAACACCAGCAGAAAUCAGUUCACUGUUUGAGAGACAGGGGAUGACUCUACAUGGAGGACUUCACCCAGGCAUGGAGAGAGGUCACAUACCACUACCAAAGGGGAUGUCCAGGACCAAGUCUUUUGGUGCCACUGAGGAGGAUCGACUGUCUGCCCUGGCAGGCGAGCACCGAUUUCCCCGUAGUUCCUCUAUGACAGACAGCCUCCGAGACCACUCACAGCCCCAUCCCAUCCCUCCACCUCCACAGACAGCGCCUCCUCCUCCUCCUUAUUACCUAGACACUGGUCCUCCCCCAGCCUUUUGCCCCCCUCCUCCCCCAUCUAGGACUCAGAGUCAGGGUCAUGAGCCUGGAGGACGCUCCAGCUUUAAGCCCUCCUCCUUGGACCUGCCUUACGAGGCCGCUCAGCGGCAGGCCACACACAUUGAGAGACAGAAAAAAGCCCGCUCCAUGAUCAUCCUCCAGGACUCUUCCCAUCUACCCGUAGAACCUACAGAAAUUCCCCGACCCUCUGCUGCUACUCCACCUGAGCGCAUCAAAAGGAAGGGUCGGGUUAUUGACAACCCUUAUGCUAAUGUUGGUCAAUUUAGUAUUGGACUGUACACACCUACCAAGCCCCAGAGGAAGAAAAGUCCCCUGGUGAAACAACUACAGGUGGAAGAUGCACAAGAAAAAGCUAGUUUGGCCUUAGCUGCUGCCCACUCCCGAGACAGCUCACCCUCAGGACGACACCAACAUACCCAUGGGCACACACACACCAGCCGUGCAGACUACUACCAGCAGCAGCUGAUGGCGGAGCGAGAACGUAUGCGUGUCCAAGGAGAGAUGAUGUUUCAGGGUAAGGGCCCCUUCGCUGCAGCAAUUGCUGGAGCAGUAAAAGAUCGUGAGCGCCGCCUAGAAGAACGGAGGAAAUCCACAGUCUUCCUUUCUGUUGGUACUAUGGAGGGGGCAUCUUCCACCAGCUGUGAUGCCCCCUCUCUGACUCAGUCUCACUCCAUCGAUGAGCGAUUGCUCACCAGAGAGCUGGGUCAGCUGCCUCCCCCUGCCUUGGCCCUGAGCCCCUCACCUAGUGGGACCACUUUCAUUCAUCCGCUCACAGGAAAACCCCUGGACCCCAACUCACCACUGGCUCUUGCGCUGGCCGCAAGGGAGAGGGCACUGACCUCCCAAAGCCAGUCCCCAACUAGCAGCCCAGAGCCUAGGACUAAACAGGAGCGGGUAGGCCAGGGCAUAAUAUUCAUUGACACUCAGACCAAAGAGUCUCCACAUGAAGGGGCACCCACAUCUCCCCCUUUCUCCCCUAAAAGCACUAAGGCAGCAGGGUAUGGAGUUGGAUCCUCCCCAGCAUCAAUUUUAGUUCACCAGCCCACUAAACAACAGUGGGCCCCAUCACCGUCACCUGUAUCAUUCCGGCAGGAGAUGGAGGCCAGAGUAGAGGAGAGAAAGGAGGAGAAGAGACUAGAAGAUAAAAAAAGUAUGUUGAUCAGUAUUAUGGAUACAUCGCAGCAGAAGACAGCAGGACUAAUUAUGGUUCAUGCCACCAGUAAUGGCCAGGCUGUUGGGGUGGGUUCAGAACUAGAACAGACCCCUGCCCCAGCCUCAAUUGAGCCAAGCAAAUCUCCAAGUCCACGGGCUAAAUCUCCCAUUCCCACAGCCUCCCAGCCUAAGGUCCUGCCUCAAACUCAGCUUCCUGCCAGUCCUGCCCAAGAGAAGAGUCUGGUUCAGGGAAGCUCCGAGGAGGAUGUGGAUCCGUACACAGUGACCCUUCCUCCGGUAAUGUUGUCCUCAAGUGAUGAGGAAACAAGAGAGGAGCUACGGAAGAUUGGAGUCGUACCACCACCAGAUGAGUUUGCUAAUGGGCUACUGGCACGGGCAAAGGAGACUCCAGUGUCCCCAGCUAAACCUGCCACCCCUCCCACAGCCCCUGCAACACCAACAUCCCAAACUCCCUCUACCCCAACAACCCCAACUGUGACCCCCACCCAGCCUCAGGCUCCCCAGCCCCCACCACCACCCAGUGCAACAGCUGUCUCAGGGAAGACCUCUGACCCUCUGGAGCCCCCACCGGUGGGCGAGUCUGGCUCUGCGGCCGACUCAGGCGUGGAGGAGGCUGACACGCGCAGCUCAAGUGACAGAGAGCGAGACCUCCAUCUUGAGACCACCAGCACCGUCUCCACAGUUUCCAGCAUGUCCACGUUGUCCUCAGAAAGCGGCGAGCCUGCCGACACUCACACCACGCACACCUCCUAUGCCGAAGGACAGACUUUUGUGCUCGACAAGCCGCCAGUGCCUCCUAAGCCUCGACUCAAGUCCCAGUUAGGCAGUAAAGGCCCCGUCACCUUCAGGGACCCUCUGCUGAAGCAGAGCUCUGACAGCGAGCUGCUGUCACAGCAACAGGCUGCUGCCUUGGCUGCUGCUGCGGCUGGAGGAGCUGGGCUCCCCUCAGGUGGUUCCGCCUCAGUGACUGGACUAGCUCCCACCAAGCCGCGCUACCUCUUCCAGCGGAGGUCCAAGCUAUGGGGGGACCCAGUGGAGCCCCGUGGGCCAGGAGUGGGGCUAGGUAUUGGGAGUUUGGGCAAUCUUGGUGGGCUCGGACUGGGGCUGGGUGCAGAUGAGGGAGCAAAACCAUCCGUUAUAGGGGAGCUCAGUUCAAGACUCCAGCAGCUAAAUAAAGACACUAGGUCACUAGGAGAGGAACCACUGGGCGCAUCACUUGACCCAGGGAGGAAGUCACCUGUGGCAGGUGCCAGACUUUUCAGCAGCUUAGGUGAGCUCCACACCAUUUCUCAAAGAAGUUAUGGCACCACAUUCACCAUCCGCCCCGGCAGCCGUUACCCCGUCACCCGACGCACCCCCAGCCCAGGUUCAGGCUCGCCAGAUCGGGGCGACCCUCUUGGAAGAUUUUCAGGCUAUGGCCUGCCCCCCUCGCCAACAACACCACCGCAAACCAUCCUCAAAUCCUCCAGCCUCAGCCUGCCCCAGGAGCCUAAAGAAGUACGCUUUGUCAUGAGGAGCUCCAGCGCCCGUUCCCGCUCUCGCUCCCCUUCCCCGUCACCCUCCCAUUCACCAGGGCUGGGGUCACCACUUUUAGCCCUGCGGCCCUUCCACCAAAAACCCCUCCACCUCUGGAACAAGUACGACGUCGGAGACUGGCUGGAGAGCAUCAACCUGGGUGAGCACAGAGCAGGGUUUCAGGAACAUGAGAUCGAAGGUUCUCACCUUCCAGCUCUGACUAAGGAUGACUUUGCAGAACUGGGAGUGACACGAGUUGGACAUCGCAUGAACAUUGAAAGAGCACUUAAACAGCUGCUGGAGAGCUGACCCCUGCCUGGGGAUAGAGCAACAGUUGGAGAGGAAGACUUGUAUUAAACUGGGAAGAUAUAGAGCUGAUGAAAAGACAGAAAAGAGAACAGAUAAUUACCGCUCCUCUUUUACUCUGGCUGCUUUUAUUUUCUGCAUCACUAAUGUUUACUUGUGGUCCUUAGUGACACUUUUCCUUCCCAUCCUGCAUUAAUACCCUGCACCUGGCACUGCACUGAAGACGAGGAGUCAACACUCUACUCGGCCCUUAGUAUCUGCCCACCUCCUCGCCCACAGCCAAUCAGAUCAGACUUAAAAAUGGGCUCUGUUGUUUCUUUGCCGAGGAGAAUUACACGAGCUCCAAUUUAACUUUUGAUUUGUGAAAGCUUCAGUUGGUCCCUGACUAACACCCACACUUCUCUGUCACUGAUCCCUCCUCUCCUUCUCUACCUCUAUCCCACCAUCCACCAGGCCUCUGAAAGCCUUCGCAGUUUGAGUAAAGGAGGAGGAGGAAGAGAUUUUGUUCCAAACAGAGAGCUCAGUUGCCUUUCAAAUAAUUUCUACAGAGAUCAACAGUGAUGAACACAGGACUAAGGAUGUAGUGUUGACACAGCUCUGAAGAGGUGUGUCGUCUCUAUAACCUGCUGUUGUUUUUAAACCGAAGACUUUCGAGCCCAGAGGUGGAGCUCCACCAAGUAAACCAGUGGAGAAAACCGCCUUGGUACCCAGACUGUGCUAUCUAUUAUAUUUGGAGAAUGUUUAACCAACACUCGUGGCUUUUUUCAUAAUCAAUUUUUUUGGUUUUUCCAAAGGGAAUAUUAUAUAUAGGUAUUAUAUAAUAUGAUAUAAAUGUAUCUAACUAUAGCUUUCAGAAGAAAAGACAAUGUUGCAAAGAGGAAAUGUAAUAAAUUAAUCUUCGCCUGUUUUUGGUUUUUAGUAUAGAGGGCAGAGAGAAAUCUUUAAAUUUAUUCCACCAAUAGUUUAUUCAUUUCUACUAAUUAUAUACAUAUAUAUAAAUAUAUAUAUUUGAAAGAAAAAAAGUAUAUAGAUAUGGAAAUACAUUUUUUUGUCAUAGGUAUACAAUUUUCCUUAUGGUCACCCUAUCUUGAACCGUAGCAUGACGAGUUGCAUCAUGGUCUUGAUCAGAGAGUUUGUCGUUUGUUUUUCUUUUUCUUACAGUCUUCCUUCAUACUAAAGGGCAUCCCGUAAUGUGAGGCUGAGACCGCAGGUGACACCCAUCCCCACAGUCUCUUCAGCUACAGAUCUCAUCAGCGUCAACUGAUGAGACAGGGAGUUUAAAAAGGGGGGGGGGGGCUCUUUAUCUUAUGCCUGUUAAUCACUCAGGGAUGGAAGUUGGGUCACUAGCAUGAAGGUUGUUGCCUGUUUUAAAACCAUUAUUUCAAAUUCUUACCUUUAAGGACAUUUUAACACCACUACAGUCUGAUGUAGUUAGAAAGUUAUAAGGCUAGUAAAAAAAAAAAUUCCAUCCCUGCAACCCCUGGGGAUGCUCCUCAGACGGGGCUGCACAAGGUCUGAAAUCAGGUCAGGAAAAAGAAACACUGGGUUUUUCUCAUCAUCUGCAGAGAGGAAAUGGCCGUGAACGUACUGUAUGGCAAAUAUCUUUUUAAUAUUUCAUUUUCCUAGAUAAGGAAACCAGUUAAGUGUCUCACCCUGACAAAAUUCAGCUUAAAUGUAUUAUUUUCCUUCAAAUCUAACCAACAAAAACUUGCCACACAAGGGCUCAAAUGACCUGGACGUACAGAAUAUGUCUUUCUGAAAUGAGAUGACAGGAAAUGUGUCUGUAGCUCAUCAGGCCCUGGGGAUGGGAACACUUCUGUAAGGUCUUAAAGAAAAUUCAGUAUUUUUACAACCUGGCAGUGUCUUGCUACUUCGCUGCUUCUCUGUAUCUCUGCAAUUUACUAAGUGAGUAAAAUAUUAUCAUUAACAGCAGCAGCCAGAACUUUUAACAUAAGACCCAGGUUGUAAAUUUAAAAAAGGAAGGAACAAAAAAACUGAAUUUUUCUUUAACAAUAUAAAAUCUAUAAUUGUACUCAUGAGUAGCUUCUGCUGGCAGUGAGAAACAGUGAGUUUUAUUCACGACAACAACAAAAGCAUUUUCUCUAUUACCACAAAACCUCCAUACAUCAGCAGGACGCCACGGCACUUCUACUUGGCGAUGAGAUGUGUACAUUUUUCUUUUCUCUUUUUUUUUUUUUUUUUGUGCGAACAGUUUGUAAAAGCAGGUGGUGAAUAUAACGUGGUAUCUGGGUUGUAGGAAUAGCACUCACUGCCUCACUGUGACCUCACUGAUUAUUUUACUUCUGACUCGUGUUUCGUCCUCAAACUCAUUUGGACUUUUUUGUUAAGGGUUCUUUGAUUUUUUUUUGUGUGUUGAUUUGUUACCCUCAGACACUGGGGGUAAAUUUUGUAGCGUGUGAAACAUGAUACUUAAAUUUCUUCACUCAUUUGAAUUUUAGAGUGACAGAAAAAAACACUGAUAUCCUGUCCAUUCUAAACAUACUUACACUUGUAAAAAUGAACAAACUACAAAUGUUUCUUCUUUUUUUAAAAAAAGAUCACAAGCAAUGUAUAUAUGAUAGAUUUCAUAUAAAUUUUUGAAAAACAAAAAGUAUAUAGAUCUAUAUAUGAAUGUUUGGCAUAUAUGCAUAGUUAACCACCUGUGGAAAAGGUGAGCAGAUUUUAUUCUUUCUAUGAACUCUUGAACUUUUGAACUCUGAACUAUGAACUAGGGGAUGAUUUGCACAAAACAAGGUGACAAGGUGCUAACAUAAAAGCCACCCAUCGUUCAAGCGCAUGCGUGCAUCUGGAUUCCCUGAAUCUGUUUGUGUGUUUGUGGUCGCUCCUCCUCAGCGUGUUUACAGCUGUGUGUAUGUGUGCAAAUGCAUGUUCCCAUUUUGUGUGUAUUUGUGUGUGUGAGAGACGAUGAGGAUACACACAUGACAGUGAGAGAGUGUGUGGUUGAUCACUGAAGUUAGUCCACUAUAGCCUUACUGUGAUAUGAUCAGAGAUUCCUGGCAGUGGCUGUGUCACACAAACACACACAGACAAUAGGUACACACACAUACAGAAAAAUGCACACAUUCAUCUUCGCCUCCAGACUGAACAUAAUUGUUUUCUUGUUUUGUUCUGAGCGGCAUCUUCAAACAUGGACUGUCCUGCCCCAGAGGAAGGGAGAGGCAGAAAGAAAGGGAGAGGCAGAAAGAAAGGGAGCGCGAUCACCCCGGGGAAACUGACUGAAACCAUUGUUAACAUUUUCUACUGUAACUCACCUUGUGUGUGUAGCUGAAGCCUACGCGCAGUCACUGUUUUGUACACCCAUUCCCAGAUGGCAUUUGCGCUCCUUACCCUCCACUCUGGCUGGCAGCACUCCUUUUUCCUUUUUCAGACAUUGGGUUUCUGAGUUUUUUGGGGAUACACUAUAUGAGGUGAUCCAGUGAGGAGGAAACGACACAAAGAAAAAAAAUGUGCCAAAAAAUGAACUUUUAACUGUAUAUUUGUCUUUGCUUUAGGACUAUCUUAGUUACAGCAUUCUUGAGCUGUUAGACUCAAUAAUAUGGUGCCAUCUCCUGGAAAUCUUGAGAACUACAGACAUUUGUGAGAUCCUUCAGUAUUUCCUGCAGGUGGAAAUACAGUCAUUGUUAUUCUUUUGUGAAGAGGCAGGAUAUAUAUGUAUAUGAUGUACUUAUAUAUACACAUAUAUCCUGUGUAUAUCUACCUGUGAGCUUUGCAUCAACAUCGUUUCUAUUUAAAUUUUGAGACAAAGUAUCACAACGGCUUGAUUUUACUGUGAUGAUGAAGGUUAUUAUCCGGCUUGGCUUACUGUUCCCCUAUAAAUACAAACAACAGAUGAAGUGUGCAGGCUGGACUCACACGGGCUGAUGUGCUGAGGAGAAACAAAGCUGUAGUGAAUACCUGGUUGGGUUGUUGUGUAAGUUUACCAAAUUUACAGAUGCAAAAUGAUCAGCGUGUAACAGACGUACACAUCAUUAGGUCAAAUAAGUUCAGCGAGGGGUUUAUCUUUGUCUUAUUUUCUAAUCAACAAAGCACAAUCUACAUAGUGUAGGGGGAGCAGUUUUUAAAAACCCACUGGGCUCCGGUCUCUCACCGGAACCAGUGAUCUUAUCAUGAAAGGGGUUUUUUCUUUCAUUGUUGGUUUUCUCCUUGUUUGCACUGUGAAGUUUAGAAUGGUGGAUGUAUCGCUGCAACACCUCAGCCUUGUCUCACAGGUGUAACGUCCCCUUCUCGGCAUCUGAUGAGCAGGAAAAUCAUCAAACUAUUCUCCCAGCGAGUGAAGCAUACAGCAUUACUAAUACAAUUUUAAUAAAAAACCAAGUUGAACCACAAGCACGCAAGAAGCUACCUAGUAAUACUCUGAGAAAGGGUGACAGUGAAGUCUGAGGCAAGAUCUGAGAUGUUGCCCAGGAUAUCUCCAC